Messenger RNA from Arabis nemorensis, 1041 nucleotides. The record is from the annotation of a GenBank genome assembly. Lineage: Eukaryota; Viridiplantae; Streptophyta; Magnoliopsida; Brassicales; Brassicaceae.
AUGGUAAGAUUCAUUGAAGAAACCACAAAAAUUGUGGAAAAAGAAAUAGGAAACAAAUCAAACAAUGAUGUAACAACAAAGGCGAAGAAGAAGAAAGUUCUUCAAGAUAUCAACAAUGGAGGAGGAUUAAUCAAUUCAUUGGUUGAUUCCAUGAGAGAUUGUUCUCCUACUCAUCUCAAAUCCUUAAUGAAACAAACCUCUUGGCUCACAGAACAUCCAUCAGCUUUAGAUAUGUUCGAAGAGAUUCUUCAUGUUUCUCAAGGAAAACAAAUCGUUAUGUUCUUGGAUUAUGAUGGUACUUUAUCUCCCAUUGUUGAUGAUCCAGAUCGAGCUUUCAUGUCCAAGAAMAUGAGAAGAACUGUGAGGAAACUAGCAAAUUGUUUUCCCACAGCCAUAGUUAGUGGGAGAUGCAGAGAAAAGGUUUAUAAUUUUGUGAAACUAACUGAGUUGUACUAUGCUGGAAGUCAUGGAAUGGAUAUCAAAGGGCCAGAGCAAGGGUCCCUACAUAUGGAAGAUAGUAAAUCUCUUCUUUGCCAACCAGCUACAGAGUUCCUCCCCAUGAUCGACGAGGUUUACCAAAAGUUAGUAGAGAAAACAAAAUUAACUCCCGGAGCCAGUGUAGAGAACAAUAAAUUUUGUGUCUCUGUUCAUUUCCGUCGUGUCGAUGAAAAUAACUGGAGUGAUUUGGCUAAUCAAGUUCGAUCAGUAAUGAAAGACUACCCUAAGCUUCGUCUUUCUCAAGGAAGAAAAGUUUUGGAAAUCCGUCCCAUCAUUAAAUGGGACAAAGGCAAAGCACUUGAGUUUUUAUUGGAGUCACUUGGAUAUGCUAAUCGUACCGACGUUUUUCCUCUUUAUAUUGGAGAUGAUCACACAGACGAAGAUGCGUUUAAGAUAUUGAGAGAAAGAAGACAAGGUCUUGGUAUUCUUGUGUCCAAAUUUCCAAAGGAGACUAAUGCGUCUUAUUCACUGCAAGAGCCCGAUGAGGUUAUGGAUUUCUUGCAACGUUUAGUGGAAUGGAAACAAUUGAGAUCCGGAGCAUGA